Paramecium tetraurelia is the source of this 1539-nucleotide messenger RNA. RefSeq lists its product as uncharacterized. Lineage: Eukaryota; Ciliophora; Oligohymenophorea; Peniculida; Parameciidae. The transcript has 3 exons. The record is from RefSeq and is a predicted model, not a curated record.
AUGUAAUCAUAACAUGCUUAGAGUAUUUCUACUGGAUAUCUCCUCCAAAAAAACUAUAUAAAUAAACUUUAUACGCUUUCAGAUAGUGUCUGUUAAUAAAGAAAGAUUGUUAUUCCAAAACAAAUUAGUUUAGAUAAGGAAUAAUUAUAUGAGGAGUUAAUUCGAGAAAAAUAACAUCACAAGGCUUUGUAAAAUGAAAUAAACAAACUAAAAGCUAGACUAUAAUGUUAUGAAAAAGAUUUAGUUAUUUAAGGCGAGGUGGAUUAUAAAAGGGAAUUAAAAUAAGCAUUAAUAAGACUGAAAAAUAAAGAAGAAGAAGUUAUUGAAUUGACGUAGAGCACUAAUUAUAAAAAAUUUAUAGAGUUGGAGAGAACUAUAUAAUCAUUAAAAUAUGAAUUAGAAAAAUAUUAUGUAUAUGAAAAGUUUUAAGGAAGCACUGAGUCAAUAAUUAAUGAUAAUAUUGAAUUAUUCUAAAAAUUAUAAUAAUCCGCUUAACAAAUCAAGGAAUUAGAAAAAAUUAAAAUAGAGUAUUUCUCAAUAGCUAGAAAGCAUUAAUAGUUGUAACUUGUAUUAUAAGCAAAAGAUUAAUAAUUAUAAAAAUUUAGAGAGAGAGAUCAUUUAAGUGAAAUGAAUGUAAAGCAUUCUAAUAAAAACGAAUUUUAAUUAAGGGAAGAGUUAAUAACAAAGGAUGAAGAAAUAUCUCAUCUCAAAACCUAAUUGGCAAUUGCUAGAAAAACUAAUGCGGAAGAUAAAGCUCUUAUAGAUUAGACUCAAUAAGAACUUCAAUAAAAAAUAAAUUAGCAUGAGUACGAAAGACAGAAUUAUAAAGAGAGGAUCGAACAUUUGUAAAAAGAAAUUUAAUAAUUAUCUGAAAAAGCAAGAAAUUUUGAUAGAUAUUUGACUGUCAAUUAAAAGAGGAAAACUACCUAUGUUGAUGAUCAACAGUCAAAUUCUUAAUACACAUAAAUUUAAGAUAGUGAUUAAAUGGUGAAAAGCAUAUAAAAGAGCCAAGUAGAAGACAUCGCAACUGAACUCAAAUUGACGUUAAGAAAAAACAAUAUUUCUUUAUAAGAUGCAGAAAAACUAUUAUUUAAAGGAAAUGAAAUAUCAAUCUAAGAGUUGGAGUAACUAUUAGGAAGAGAGCCAUUUAAAGUAUUAAGUUCAAAUAUGUUAGCUAGGUAUAUGAUAGAGGAUAUUUAAGAUAAAGAAUUCGAGUAUAAUCCUGAAUUAAAAUCUCCUGUCCCUCACGUUAGAAGUGUAUUUCGAACAUUACUGUAACACUAUUCAGUGAACUUUGAUGAUUAAACACUUUAAACAGUAUCUAAGGCUUGUUUGUAAAUAUUCGAGUUUUGCACGAGAAAAAACAUUUCAAAACUAUACUAAUAAGAAUUGCUGGAUUGCAUUUCAUAAUUAGACUUACAAUGGAAUUCAAAAUGCUUUGAUUGUUUUCAGCAAUUAUAUUUUAAUAAAUUUAAAGGAUUCCUGCAAUUUGAUAUCCAAAAUAUAAAAAAAUUGUUUGAAGAAUUUGAGAUUUAGUGA